AUGUUUCUUCCAGCUAUGAUUUUUACAAAUUUCCUUAAAUCAGUAACUUUUGAUUCGUUAUUGGGACUCAUUCCAACAAUAUUGACCACAUUUUUUUGUAUAUUUUGUGGAUAUUUGAUCGGAGUGAUUAGCAACAAAUAUUGGAUUAAAAAAAAUAAUCUAAACUCCAUCAUUGUCUUAUCAUCAGCUAAUCCUCAUACAAUAAAUAUUUAAUUACAGAUAGCUUAUGGUUUAACCAUGUACUUUUCCAAGAUAACAGGUUAAUCUGAAAAAGAAACUGAAGCUAAACUUGUUACAAUAAUAAUUAUUUAAACUGUCAUAGUUAAUGCCUUCCGAUGGUCUAUAGGAAAGAGAAUUAUACAAUAAAAUUGA
This is a messenger RNA of Paramecium tetraurelia, 372 nucleotides long. RefSeq lists its product as uncharacterized. NCBI's taxonomy places the organism in Eukaryota, Ciliophora, Oligohymenophorea, Peniculida, Parameciidae. The transcript has a single exon. The record is from RefSeq and is a predicted model, not a curated record.